Messenger RNA from Rangifer tarandus platyrhynchus (Svalbard reindeer), 1644 nucleotides. The record is from the annotation of a GenBank genome assembly. Lineage: Eukaryota; Metazoa; Chordata; Mammalia; Artiodactyla; Cervidae.
AUGGGAUUCGAGGAGCUGCUAGACAAGGUGGGCGGCUUUGGGCCCUUCCAGCUGCGGAAUGUGGCUCUGCUGGCCCUGCCCCGGGUGCUGCUACCCAUGCACUUCCUCCUGCCCAUCUUCCUGGCUGCUGUGCCGGCCCACCGCUGUGCCCUGCCUGGAGCCCCUGACAACUUCAGUAACCAGGAUGCAUGGCUGGAGGCCCACCUGCCCCGGGAGCCUGACGGCAGGCUCAGCUCUUGCCUCCGCUUCACCCAUCCGCAGGCCCUCCCCAACAGCACGUUGUGGGAAGGUGGGCAGAACCCUGGGGAGCAACCAGAGGGUGAGCCCUCCACAGUGCCCUGUCCUCAGGGCUGGGAGUACAACCACUCGGAAUUCUCCUCCACCAUUGCAACUGAGUGGGACCUUGUGUGUGAGCAGAAAGGCCUAAACAAAGCCACUUCCACCUUCUUCUUCGCCGGUGUGCUGGUGGGGGCCGUGGUCUACGGAUACCUGUCUGACAGGUUUGGGCGGCGCCGCCUGCUACUGGUGGCCUACGUGAGCUCCCUGGUGCUGAGCCUGGCGUCUGCAGCCUCGGUCAGCUACAUCAUGUUUGUCAUCACUCGCACCCUCACUGGCAUGGCUCUGGCUGGCUUCACCAUCAUUGUGAUGCCACUGGAACUGGAGUGGCUGGACGUGAGACACCGGACCGUGGCAGGUGUCCUGAGCAGCACCUUCUGGACAGGGGGUGUGAUGCUGUUGGCACUGAUCGGCUACCUGAUACGGGACUGGCGAUGGCUUCUACUGACUGUCACCCUGCCUUGUGCUCCAGGCAUCCUUACCCUCUGGUGGGUGCCUGAAUCUGCCCGCUGGCUUCUGACCCAGGGCCGUGUGGAAGAGGCCCACAGGUACCUGCUCCACUGUGCCAGGCUCAAUGGGCAGCCUGCGGGUGAGGACAGCCUGAGCCGGGAGGCCCUGAACAAAGUGGCUGCCGCGGAGCGGAUGGUCCGAAGACCCUCGUAUUUAGACCUGUUCCGGACACCACGGCUGCGAUACAUCUCACUGUGCUGCAUGGUGGUGUGGUUUGGAGUGAACUUCUCUUACUACGGCGUGAGCCUGGACGUGUCGGGACUGGGCCUGAACGUGUACCUGACGCAGCUGGUGUUCGGGGCCGUGGAGCUGCCCUCCAAGCUGCUGGUCUAUUUGUCGGUGCGCCACGCUGGACGCCGCCUCACGAUGGCGGGAACGCUGCUUGGUGCCGCGCUUGCUUUGGGCUUCAGGCUACUGGUGUCCCCCGAGAUGAAGUCCUGGAGCACCGCCCUGGCGGUGAUGGGGAAAGCUUUUUCUGAAGCUGCCUUUACCACUGCCUACCUGUUCACGUCGGAGUUGUACCCUACCGUGCUCAGACAGACGGGGAUGGGGCUGACUGCACUGGUGGGCCGGCUAGGGGGGUCUUUGGCCCCACUGGCAGCCUUGCUGGAUGGACUAUGGCUGUCACUGCCCAAGCUCGCUUAUGGGGGGAUCGCCCUGCUGGCUGCCUGCACUGCCCUCCUGCUACCAGAGACAAAGCAGGCACAGUUGCCAGAGACCAUCCAAGAUGUGGAGAGGAAGAGUGCCCCAUCCAGUCUUCAGGAGGAAGAGAUGCCCAUGAAGCAGGUCCAGGACUGA